This is a messenger RNA of Zootoca vivipara (common lizard), 8115 nucleotides long. NCBI's taxonomy places the organism in Eukaryota, Metazoa, Chordata, Lepidosauria, Squamata, Lacertidae. The record is from RefSeq and is a predicted model, not a curated record.
ACACACACACACACACAACUAUGUAUAUGGUUAGAUCUUUGAAUAAAUUUGAGUUACAAAUAUUUGAACUGCAUUUAUUUUCAGAAUGGUAUUGGUGAUACUUUCUCAGGUAGCUUCUAAUACUUGCUUGUAAUUCUGGUGUAUAGGUGCUGCUUUGAGUAAUCCGAAACUGGUUGCUGUGUCUAUACCAAACAGGAAUCAAAUAUGUAGAGUUGUUGUUCACUAGGUUCAUAAAAUGCCUAUUUUUUUCUGUCUGUCUGUGACUGGAAUAUAGUUGAACAUAGUUCACUGUAUUGUGGUCUGGCAAGCGUCAUUAUUGCAGUCUCAGGGUGGUCAUAAAACGGAGAGGCUUGCUGAGUUCCUAUUGGCUCACCAUACAUGACAGGCAGACUAAAACGGCUCAGUGGCUGUCAAGUUGUGUAGACAAGGUAUGGGGCUAGUCUGCCCAUUAUUACCUGGAUACAGAAAGGUGGAGAAAAAACCUAUGUGGAAGCUCCACAAACUCCAUAAUUCUUAUAAGCACAAGUUCACUUUUGUGAGUCUUAAUAUGCUUCUCCCCUGUUUAGGAAACAAGACACAUUUAUGGUGGGAAUAGUAUGGUCAGUGCCUAAGGGCAGAGGCACCACUUCCUUUUAUUGACUUGUCUUCUCUGCUGUGGACAUCUGAGAACUGGAUGACCAGCAGCCCUUCAGAUAUCUUUGUUGCAGGCUUUUUAGGAAUUUAAAACAGCACUUUGAAUUGCACCUGAAGAUAUACUUCAAGCAUCAGCAAUAUAUGUUUGAUAUGAGGGUCCAAGUUCACAGCAUCACAACUAUGUCCUGAAUUAGCUGAAGUAUUUAAAUGCUCUUCAAAAACAUUCCGACGUACAUUGCCUUGCAGUAAUCAAAAGUGGUUGUUAUAAAACCAUAGAUAACUGCACAAAGGCUGUUCAUUUUACAGAGGAAUACUCAGAGUUUCUAUCUCAUUAUGCCUGGAUUGCUAUGUAAAACGAAUCAAUCCAAAUGCUUUGAUUCCAAAUAGUGUCAUCAUCCUGAUGCAUCUGAAAUGAAGAUGUAAUGCCAUAAUUUAGAAUUUUGUGAUGGCAUAGAUGUUGGAAUAAUCCACUUCUGGUCACCAUUAUCAUUAAAUGCCACCAAAGCCACAAGUAAAAAAAAAGUUAAAAAUGAGGACAUAAAAACAGAACUCCAGCUUGUGAGUUCACAAACUGAAUCCUGGGAGUCCUACGUCCCAAAAUGUUGCUGCCUGCCUGCAACCUGUGGGUGGAGCCAAGACCCAAUCUGCUGACCUUUCGUUGGGAAUUAAAAACUUACAAUUCAGGCAUGGAACCCGUUGUGCUGGAGAAGUAGCAGCUACUGCAAACAACUCACACUGUAUAGUUGGGAUUGCAUAUAAUGCCAGAAUCGGAGGAGUACGGAUGCUAGAUGGUGAUGUUACAGACAUGGUAGAAGCAAAAUCACUUAGCCUCAAUCCCCAGCACAUACACAUCUACAGUGCUAGCUGGGGUCCCGAUGAUGAUGGGAAGACAGUUGAUGGACCUGCUUCUUUAACGCGCCAGGCCUUUGAGAAUGGCGUCAGAACGGGCCGAAACAGCUUAGGUUCCAUUUAUGUUUGGGCUUCUGGAAAUGGUGGAAGGAGUAAGGACCAUUGUUCCUGUGAUGGCUACACCAACAGCAUCUACACGAUCUCCAUCAGCAGCACAGCUGAAAGUGGGCGGAAACCUUGGUAUCUGGAAGAAUGUGCAUCUACACUUGCCACAACUUACAGCAGCGGAGAAUCCUAUGACAGGAAAAUAAUCACUACAGACUUGAGGCAGCGUUGCACAGACAGCCACACGGGAACAUCAGCAUCGGCACCUAUGGCUGCAGGAAUCAUUGCACUGGCCCUGGAAGCAAAUCGACUACUGACAUGGAGAGAUAUACAGCAUAUCAUUGUAAGGACUUCACGGGCAGGGCAUCUGAUUGCUAAUGACUGGAAAACCAAUGGGGCUGGUUACAAGGUUAGCCACCUAUAUGGAUUUGGAUUGAUGGAUGCUGAAGCCAUGGUGAUAGAAGCAGAAAAGUGGACAACAGUCCCUCCACAGCAUGUGUGUGUUGAAAAUACAGAUCGGCAAAUCAAAACAAUACGACCAGAUAAUAUUCGUAAUGGACCAGAUAAUGGUGUCCGUUCAAUAUACAAAGCGACAGGCUGCGCAGAUAAUGCGAAUCACCAUGUCAUCUACCUGGAACAUGUCGUUGUGCGCAUCACUGUCACACAUCCCCGGAGAGGUGACCUGGCAAUUUAUUUGACUUCGCCUUCUGGAACAAAAUCUCAACUAUUGGCUAACAGGUUAUUUGACCAUUCCAUGGAAGGGUUUAAAAGCUGGGAGUUUAUGACUACUCAUUGCUGGGGUGAGAAAGCAGCUGGUGACUGGAUUUUGGAAAUUUAUGAUACCCCAUCACAGCUAAGAAACGUCAAGACUCCAGGUAAAUUGAAAGAAUGGUCCUUAGUACUUUAUGGUACUUCUGUUCAGCCUUAUUCCCCAAGAAAUGAUUUCCCAAAAGCCGAACGAGUACGCUCAAGUCCAAUAGAAGACCCUACAGAAGAUUAUGGGGCAGAUGACUAUGCAGGUCCAUGCAAUGCAGAGUGCAGCAAAGUUGGAUGUGGUGGUCCAGGACCAGAUCACUGCAAUGACUGUCUACACUACUACUACAAAUCUAAGAACAACACGCGAAUCUGUGUUCCCAACUGUCCUCCUGGUCACUACAGCGCCGACAAGAAACGCUGUAAAAAGUGCUCACCCAACUGUGAAACAUGUUUUGGAAGCCACAGUGAUCAAUGUAAUACCUGUAAACCUGGUUACUAUAUCAAUGAAGAGUCCAGGAAUUGUGUUACCAGCUGUCCAGAUGGGUUUUACUUGGAUAAUAAUAAGAUUGUAUGCCGUAAAUGCAGUGAAAACUGUAAGACAUGCACUGAAUUUCAAACCUGCUCAGAAUGCAGACAUGGCCUAAGUUUACAAGGAUCCAGGUGUGUUAUCCGCUGUGAAACAGGGAAAUAUUACAAUGGCAGGGACUGUGAGCCAUGCCACCAUUCCUGUGCUUCUUGUGCAGGUCCAGGAGCAGAUGCUUGCAUAAAUUGCACCGAAGAGUAUCUUAUGGAGAAUGGAAGAUGUGUGCUGGCUUGUAACAAUGGCUACUACUUUGAUCACUCACUAGAAAAUGGAUACAAAACUUGCAAAAGAUGUGAUGCCAGCUGUUUUGGGUGCAGUGGUCCAGGAGAGAAAAACUGUACAAGUUGUCCAAAUGGCUAUAUCUUAGAAACAGGUCUCUGCACAGUUGGUCUAGUCUGUAAAGAUGGGGAAUAUGUCAACCCUCUUGGUCACUGUCAGUUCUGUGAUGAUUCCUGUUCUAAGUGCCCAGAACCAACGUCAGAGAACUGCACUGGCUGUACAAGUUCUUUGAAUGAUGGGCGCUGUGUUCUUCAGUGCCCUAAAGGGAAAUAUGAAUUUGAAAGUCAGUGUCAUUCGUGCCAUCAAACCUGCAUGGAAUGCAGUGGAGGCGAACCCGACCAGUGCUCUGCUUGUGGAAAAGAUAAGAAAGGCAACACACGCUUCCUGUACCUGGGAGAAUGCAGAGAAAGUUGCCCCCUGGGCCACUAUUCUUCAGACGAAGAGAACACCUGCCUGCCGUGCUUUGAGCACUGUGAAGUGUGCCCUGAUCAAACCAUGUGCGAAAGAUGCUUUGAUGGAUACUACCUGGCUGAUAAUAGUUGCCAGAAGCAUAAAUGCAGAAAAGGCGAAGCAGAGGAACUUGACUCGGAAGACUGCAUUCCUUGUGCAGAUGGAUGCCUCUCCUGCAGCCUGGAUGACCCAAGAGCCUGCACAUCAUGCAUUCAUAAUUAUUACAUGUACAAGCAGCAAUGCUAUAGAACUUGUCCUCAGAAUACGUACAAUGAUGAAAAGUCUCUCCUUUGCAUAGAGUGUCAACCAAAUUGCAGAAGCUGCGACAAAUAUGAGUGUUACUGGUGUAAAGAAGGGUUUUUCCUUCUAGAUGGGAAAUGUGUGAGUGAUUGUGGAGCUGGUUACUACAGCGAUGAGGUCACAGAAGAAUGUGAGCCCUGCCACCGGACCUGUGCAACAUGCAAAGGGUUCGACUCCAACGACUGUACCAGCUGCAAAGGAAUUUUACAGUUACUCCAUGGAAAGUGUGUGAACCUCAAAAGAAAGCAAGUAAAUAGGAAAUUCUGGAACGAGAGACUGAAACUGCCUACCUCAAAUGGCUUGGGCUCUGCAGACCUGAAAGACCUCUUCCCUUAUGUCCCUUCACGGUCCUUACGGUCAGCCGAGAACGAUCUCUUGUUGGUACCAUCCGUGCACCAAAUCCAGACGGAAAGGGCACUUAAAGAGGCGUUCUCGGUGGCUGCUCCACAGUUGUGGAAGUCCUUUCCCCUGGAGGUUCGCCAAAACCCAAUUGUCUGGAAACGAUCAACAACUACUCAGUUUGAGCGAUGUGAUCCUUCAUGCCAAACCUGUGAGAAAACUGCCAGCACAUGCACUUCAUGUCCCCAAGAGAGAUUUCUUUUUGGCAAGUCUUGUAUCCACACUUGCCCACGAGGAACUUUUGGAAAUGUGAAGACAAGACGUUGUGAGUGUCACUCCGAUGCAGACAUACCACGCUAUUUGCACAAAGGCAAAUGCUUGCAGGAGUGUCCCAAGGGCUUUUUCACCAUAGAUGGGGCCUGCAGAGAGUGCGACAGACCUUGUAAUACGUGUGAAGGAAAUGCCACCAGAUGUCUGUCCUGUGAAAGUCCUUUUCUCCUAGAACAAACAGAAUGUAAACUUGCCUGCUCAGAGAAGCACUUUGCUGAUGAUGGCAUUUGUAGAGAUUGCCCUGAGAUGUGUCAGGAAUGCAUUAUCAAGAGCUCAUGUAAAGUGUGCCUUCCACCAUUUCACCUGCACAACGGGAAUUGUUUGCGUUCUUGCCCUCCUGACUUCUUUGCUGACUCCAACCGCUGUUUCCCCUGCCAUAAAGACUGCAAAAAAUGUGAUGGGCCAGAUUCCAAUGACUGCACCGAUUGCUCCUUUUAUCUAUACAAUGGUGAAUGUUUUUCAAAUUGUCCAGAUGGCACUUACUAUGAAGAAGAGACUGACAUCUGUAAAGACUGCGACAGGACAUGUCAGACCUGUUCUUCUUCCACUGACUGCCUUACCUGUGCAGAAGGUCUGUUGAUGACUACUUCAGGCCUGUGUGAGAUGCCCCAAGGCUGCUCCAGCACUGAGUUCUAUGAUGGAUACACCAAAGCAUGCAGCCCUUGUCACAGGAAGUGUUUGGAGUGUACAGGCCCUGCCGAAGAUCAGUGUUUCAGCUGUCCCCAAGAUACGCUUCUUCUCAAUGGAACCUGUGUUGAAGUCUGUCCAGAUGGAUAUUAUAUGGACAGGGAUGAAGGCCAAUGCCACACUUGCCACAGGACUUGUGAGACUUGCCAUGGGAAGCACAGCAGACAGUGCCUGUCCUGCCCACCAGGCUGGUACAAGCAAGAAAAGGGAUGUGUAUCAAUUUGUACAACUGGGUACUAUGCAAACAAUUCUACUGGCUCUUGUGAGAGGUGUCACAAAAGUUGCAAGAAGUGUAUGGGACCAGAAUCUACAGACUGUCUGUCCUGCGAUAAAGAUUUAUUCCUGCUGCACUCCAAAAAUGAAUGUCACAUUUCCUGUCCUGAAAAUUACUAUGCUGAUCGUGAUGCAGGCAGCUGUGAGCGGUGCCAUCCAACCUGCCGUACUUGCAGUGGGAAAGGACCACUCUUCUGCACAUCCUGUGUAUGGAGUUACCAUUUCGCUGCUGGAAUCUGCAACUCAGAAUGCUUGCUAGGAAAAUACAAAGCCUCAGAGGAGCACCCAGCAAGAUGUGAAAAAUGCCAUGAGACUUGCAUGCAGUGUAAGGGACCUGGCCCCGUCAACUGUACAGAAUGCCAUCUUAACAUGGAGUUCUACCUGGAUGAAAAUCGUUGUGUGCCAUGCUGUAAGAGUUCUGAACUUGGGCAAACUCAGGAGUGCUGUGACUGCAGUAAAAUGCGAGAUGAAUGUAUAUUACGCAUCGCAAACUUGCCAGAGGGAGCGAAAGGCAAAGCUGCAGCUUUGGUUGUUGCCAUACUCAUUUUGUUGCUCCUUGCCAUUGGAGCUCUUGUUUUCAUAUGGAGAAGAUCACGGGCCAAGCCUAAGCCAGUAAACCAAGGUGGAUAUGAAAAGCUGGGAGAUAAUGCAAAGGCACUUUCCUCUCUCAAAAGUAACCACUACCAGGGCACCAGUUAUUAUGAAGACCAAGUUAUUGAAUACAAGGACCGGGAUGAAGAUGAUGAUGAUGAUGACGACGACGAUAUUGUUUAUAUGGGCCAAGAUGGCACAGUCUAUCGCAAAUUUAAAUAUGGACUUCUAGAGGAUGAUGAAGUAGAUGAACUGGAGUAUGAUGAUGAAAGUUACUCCUUUAGAUAACCUUUAGUUAGAUUAUGUGUCACUUUGUCUUUCCUGCACACUCAGAAUCUCACCUGAAUGGUACAGCCAGCCAUUUACAAUAGAUAUAUUUGUGACUAUUGUAUGUGACUGUGGGUGGAUGUGGAAUCCUUACUGCUCUGAAGGAGGAGAUGGCAUUCAGCUUAUCAAGUAAUUAUAUGUAUACUAUCCUAAAUUAGCACCUUGUUAAAUGGCUAUCUAUAGCCACGCAGAAAUUUUUCAAAUAUAGUUUGGAUAUAAUAUAAUUGCUUCCUCCUGUUCUCUUAUUAUUAUAUUAUAUUGUCUAUAGGGCUCAUGACACAUUUCUAGUACACAAAACACUCUAAGCAUGGAACAAAAUGACAUGGUGUCUUCUUAGUUCGACAUAUCUUUAUUCACUCCACUGUUAGUCUACUUAUAUUGUGUGACACAAUGCUAAAAAGAGUUACAAGGGUUCAGAGCACCAUAUACAACUGGCAGACUGGCAACCCCAUUCACACACAAUGGAAUUUCACCUAAAGAACCCGAGCAGCAGAAUCCCUGGUCAAAGGCUUCCAUGUGCCCAACAAGGCUUCCUUCCCUUCUCUGCCUGUGUGCCCCAUUGUCCCCUGAAAUUCCCUGUCGUGGUCGGGAGAAUACCCAGAACAUUGGGGAAGGAGGAAUCAUUCCAUCUGGCAAGCUGAUACGCUUGUGCAGAUGGAACAUUCAACAUAGCACAACAUCGAAUUCCAUCCAAUAAAUAUGCAUGGUCCAAUGCAAUAUAAGGCUCGGCUUUGCCCACCCAUAGCCUGUGUUCUUUGUUUUCACUGUUUUGUUGGGAAUAUUGGGGUAUAGAUAAUGCAGCCCCUACAUAACCGUGGCCAUGACUUGAUAUGGCCCCAACAGACAUGACAGGAACACCCAUUCCUCUCCUUCCUGCUGCUUCCUGAGCCCUCCGGUCUGCUCCAGGAGGCCCCCCCCAACCCUCCGGGGCAGUGGAGGAGAGGAGGGAAGCCUUACUUGUGGGUGUCACUCUAUGGUUCUAUCUUUGGGGUUAUUCUACAUGUGGCAAAAGUCAUCCCAUUCAUCCAGCUAUGUUAUAAAUGUAAAAGAAACAGGUCAGGCAAAAGUUCCAAUUCAUACAUGCAUGUUGCUAAUUUGAUGGCUAGUGGCACUAAUCUGCAGCACAGGCAAAGCUUCCAGGUCACUUCCUGCUAUUUCACUUUUAAUUGAGAUGAAGUAGAAUACAUUCAUCUGGGAGUCAUCAAGCAAUUACAGAUUGCACAAGUAUGUUAAUCAUGCCAUUAGCCCCAAAUAUCUUACCAAUCUGUUAAAUUAUGUACUGUUAUUAAGAGAGAUGUAUUUAUAUUUAAAUAGUUAACCAUACUGGAAUGAGCUUUCAUGAUAUUACUUGCUGCGGUGGAUUAUAGUUUGCACUGAAAUUCAUUUUGUGAUAGAUUUAUCUCUCUCUAGUCUGCAUUUUCAGGGUAUAUUACCACCAAAUUUAUUAGGUCUCUCAGCUUUUUAAUGUUUCCUAGUAUGCAUUAAAGUGCAUUUCUCAUGGAAGUCACUGCAAAUACCAUUCUGUGUAAACGUUCAUUUUUAUUUAUUAAAUUUGUACAAUGUCCUUCAUUCGUAGAUCUCUGGGUGGUUCACAACAUAAAAAUACAAGAUAA